Messenger RNA from Xylaria bambusicola, 966 nucleotides. RefSeq lists its product as uncharacterized. The record is from RefSeq and is a predicted model, not a curated record. The coding region runs from base 92 to 745 and encodes 217 amino acids. NCBI's taxonomy places the organism in Eukaryota, Fungi, Ascomycota, Sordariomycetes, Xylariales, Xylariaceae. The transcript has a single exon.
AUAUUUCAUAGAAGCUUGUACCCUGAGCUGACUAAAACUAAGAGAAUUCGCCAGAGAUUUGCGAGCGAACCCGUAUCUACCCCCCCUUGAGAUGACGAAUCACAAGCCAAAUGAUGGUCCUCCAUGGAUCGCAUCAAUGAAUAUCGCAACCCGACAGCUGUCUCACUCGAGCCCCAACCUGCAACCUGCAAGUGAUAUCGAGAUCCUAGGAAUCGCUACUGCAAUUUGUCUCCUCGGAUUCUUUGUUUGCUAUAUGCUAUUUACUGGGCUUCAGAUGCUUUUCUCUGCGUCAUGGACUGUUAGGACACUGAAAAAGAGGGGUGAAGCAGACGAAUGUCUUAUGAGUUCUAUGGGCCGAUCGCAGAUUAGCUAUGACGUGCCAAGAAAAUCACCAUAUCUCACAAGUCCAGCCCGCGAAGUAAGAAUGAAGACAUCGUGGGAAGCGGCCGUCAUCACAAAACAGUACAACUAUACCCAAAUCCCAGCUAGGCGUAAGCCAUUGUCACGCAAACCGCUAAUAUUUUCCACGUUAAACCCCAACAUUGGCGCUACUAGAUGGAAAGAUACAACAUUAGAUAUGGAAGAAGGUUGGAGCUUUGGACUCACUACCACCGACUCUGCCACCAGCAAGCCUGACAACGCUAUUCGCUUGGAUGAAAUGGCUCCAUGCAGAAAUUUCAAGGCUGGAGAGAAGACAGGUUUUUAUGAUAGAUCUUUUUUACAUCGCUACACCAUGUCUCUAUAAUGGGUGGGUGCGAUAUCUGCCUACAGGUGACGAUGAGAUGGGCGAGACGGACGGGCAGGGCGUUGUGUAUGGCCGUGAAACAGCAACGACAAGUAGAAGCAGUUGCAAAUUCAUCGGAGUUACCAGAGUUCUUGAAAAAGGGAAGACGCUGGCCCAUGGCACGCAAGAGAUCCCCAGAUAUGUCUGGCUACCCUCCUGGACCGGACCUUAACGGCGCUCGG